AUGCAGGAUCAGGGUUCGUCCCCGGGCGGCCCGCCGCAGCCCAAGCGCGCGGCCGACCAGCUCCGCGACACGCUCGCUGGCAUGACGGCCGGCGCAACCAACAUCGCAACAGGGUAUCCGAUGGACACCGUCAAGGUGCGGAUGCAGGAGUUCAAGGGACACCGCCACGCGUCCUCGUGGGAGUGCGCCAAACACAUCGUCAGGAACGAGGGGUUCUUCUCACUAUAUCGCGGCCUCAUGCCACCCGUCAUCGGCGGGGCGCUCGAGACGGCGCUGAGCUACUGGGCCUGCAACAAGACCAUCAACGCGAUAUCCGGGCACACUAAGCCGGACGAGGCCCCGCUCCCCGUGGUGGCUGCGGGGGCCUUUGUCGCCGGCAUCGUCCUCAGCCCCGUCCUGUCGCCGAUGGAGCUGCUCAAGUGCCGCAUGCAGACCGCUGCGCCGGGCGAGCACAGCGGCUCCCUCGACUGCCUCCGGAAGGCCAUCCGCGACGAGGGCUGGCGCGUGUUGCUGCGCGGCGUCCCGGGCACCAUGGCGCGCGAGAUGCCCGGCAACGCCGUGAUGUUCACGGUGUACGAGGGGCUACAGCGCGGACUGGGUCUGCGCGGGGGCGACGGCGGCGCGAUGGGGUCGGACUGGGGCGCGACGAUGGAGCAGGGGCGGCCCAGGGGCGUGUGGGAGCUGGCGGCGGGGAUCGUGCGGGACGCGGGGACGGCGGUGGUGUGCGGGGGGCUGGCGGGGAUGGUGAUGUGGGGCGUCGUGCUGCCGGUCGACAUCGCGAAGACGCGGAUCCAGGUGUCGCACCCGGCGUCGGCGAUGUACGCGACGGGCGUGCUGGGGCACAUGCGGCACGUGGUGCGCACGCGCGGGUGGGGCGGGCUGUACGCGGGCAUCGGGCCCGUCAUGGUGCGGGCGUUCCCGGCGAACGCCGCGCAGUGGCUCGCAUGGGAGGCGGUGGUGCGCGUUUACGACGACAUGGCGCGGGAGGGGGGUUGA
Pedinophyceae sp. YPF-701 is the source of this 996-nucleotide messenger RNA. NCBI's taxonomy places the organism in Eukaryota, Viridiplantae, Chlorophyta, Pedinophyceae. The record is from the annotation of a GenBank genome assembly.